AUCGUGCCACCCGCUCAUUCACACUCUCCUAAGCUGUAAAAUUGUAAGCUUCCUACCUCAAACAAUCCAGGAACAUAGUAAAAACCUCCUCGGAAGAACUGAAGGAGGCACUCGAUUUCUGGGCACUCGUAAUUUUUUGCCUUUUCACGCCCCAAUUUAUCUUUCUUUUUGUAUGGGUUGGAGGGCUUCCAACACAGAAGGGGAGCUCGAGACGUCUCCCUAUAGACAAAAACGCCACCUUUCGAGCUUCAACCAGUUCGCCUUUCUCCUCUUUCUUUCCAUCAACUUUUCCCCUUUCUUACUCUUUUCUUCCAUUUUUCCCAACUUCUUUUCUGCAACACUUUUCCCUUUGCAAGCAUGUCUGGCUUAUAUAACCACAGCGAUUGCUUCUACCCCGCUAAGCCCCUCUCUCCACAGAUAAGAAGCAGUCCUGAUGUAGAUAGCCAGUACUUGGCGGAGUUGUUGGCGGAGCAUCAAAAGCUUGGCCCUUUCAUGGAGGUUCUGCCCAUUUGCAACCGUUUGUUGAGUCAGGAAGUUAUGCGAGUCUCAGGAAUGGUUCCGAAAGGAUUUGGGCACUAUGAUAGACUGCAGCAGCAUGGAAGCCCAAGACCUAUGGUUUCUCCAAAACUUACCUCAACCAUCACAGACGCUGACCUGAUUGCUUGGAGUGGGUUGCAGCAAGAGCAGAGAUGGGGUUUUCCUCAAGGAAUGUCAAUGGAUUGGCAGGGAGCACCUCCUUCCCCAAGUUCUUAUUUUGUCAAGAAGCUCUUGCGGUUAGAAGUUCCGGUUGAUGGCUACCCCAAUUUCAAUUUUGUCGGGCGCCUUCUCGGUCCCAGAGGCAACUCUCUGAAACGCGUGGAAGUAUCAACAGGUUGUCGCGUUUAUAUCAGAGGAAAAGGGUCAAUAAAAGAUCCAGACAAGGAGGAAAAACUAAGGGGCCGACCAGGUUAUGAACAUUUAAGCGAACCGCUACAUGUCCUCGUUGAGGCUGAGUUGCCUGCGAAUAUAAUCGACGCGAGGCUGAGACAUGCACAAGAAAUUAUUGAAGAGCUACUCAAGCCUGUGGACGAAUCACAGGAUUUCUAUAAGCGGCAACAGCUCCGAGAGCUCGCGAUGCUGAACUCAGGUUUAAGAGAAGAUAGUCCUCUCCCCAGUGGCAGUUUAUCUCCAUUUAACAGCAGUGGAAUGAAAAGGCCAAAAACUGGACGUUAGUGAAAUAUUUGAAAUUGAAAUCUUCUAAUUGCUUAUGAGCUGAUCUCAUCCUGCCUUCACAUAACUUAUAUUCCUCCUGGCUGAGCCUUAAUGAAAAGAAAUUCACCAGUGAAUUUAGCAGGUUAGUUUGGGCUGAAUUGUAACAAUGUUUGCCAUUAUUUAUGUUUUUUGAAUGAUGUGAGGCCCUGAUUGUCUUGUAAAACUGAGCACAUUAUUUGAUUCGUUUUUGAUUAGUGGUCCUUAAUGAGAAUGUGCAGCGUGUGUUUUUGUUUGAGGAAAUGCUGAUAUGACAUUUGUUUAUCCUGUAUUUUAUGUCUUAUGAUGAACUUUAAUUAAAUCAAGCAUUUGAAGUUUUUUU
Messenger RNA from Phalaenopsis equestris, 1570 nucleotides. Its product is annotated as KH domain-containing protein SPIN1-like. NCBI's taxonomy places the organism in Eukaryota, Viridiplantae, Streptophyta, Magnoliopsida, Asparagales, Orchidaceae. Gene Ontology annotation, cellular component: nucleus. Gene Ontology annotation, biological process: regulation of mRNA splicing, via spliceosome. The coding region runs from base 358 to 1212 and encodes 284 amino acids. The transcript has 7 exons. The record is from RefSeq and is a predicted model, not a curated record. Gene Ontology annotation, molecular function: mRNA binding.